This is a messenger RNA of Paramecium octaurelia, 615 nucleotides long. The record is from the annotation of a GenBank genome assembly. NCBI's taxonomy places the organism in Eukaryota, Ciliophora, Oligohymenophorea, Peniculida, Parameciidae.
AUGACAACCUUCAAAAAUACUGCCAAUACAACUUAGAACACAACACAAAAUUUAGCAAAAUCAUCACCAAAAAAAUUGAAUUUUUCUAUCUUGUAAUACGCAGAUGGGUUAUAAUCUUGUUCACUCUCAAAUAAGGCAUAAAAUGUUGUAAGAAACUAAAAAGACCAUUAAUGCUGGUGCGACAAAGAAUCUUAAGUUAUUGAAUAAAAAAUAUAAUUUUUCUCAAUACUGAGUAACCUAAAUAUUUAAUCCUUGUCAAAUGAUAAAAAAUCCAUUAAACUUAAAAUUAAAAUUAAUUCUUGCUAUUUAUUUGAUUUUGAGUAUACCUUUUUUAUAAGACAUAAACCUUUUCUUUUUUUAGAAUUUUCAUCCUUUCUCCUAAAUUUCUAUUAUCUGACUAUAUUGCAUCUAAGAGAAGUCAUGCUCAUUCCUUAUAAGGUUCCUUUAGAAGGUGAAAAGUAUGAUAUCCAAAUUUAAUAAAGUGAUGUUCCAAACCUCCAUAGAAGAUAAUCGCAUUUUAUUAUUUUUACCUAGUGCUAUGAUUAAAAGAUUUUCGUAUAUUUCAGAAACGUUUAUAUUAAUAAUAGCCCUCCCUGGGUUGUACAGGUUUGUUGA